This is a messenger RNA of Penicillium alfredii, 1722 nucleotides long. Its product is annotated as FHA domain protein. Bases 1 to 1722 code for a protein of 573 amino acids. Gene Ontology annotation, molecular function: ubiquitin protein ligase activity; protein binding. The transcript has 3 exons. Gene Ontology annotation, biological process: protein ubiquitination; ubiquitin-dependent protein catabolic process; negative regulation of septation initiation signaling. Gene Ontology annotation, cellular component: mitotic spindle pole body; cytosol; cell division site. The record is from RefSeq and is a predicted model, not a curated record. NCBI's taxonomy places the organism in Eukaryota, Fungi, Ascomycota, Eurotiomycetes, Eurotiales, Aspergillaceae.
AUGUCGACCUCAACUGCCACCGCCUCCGCCUCGCUCUCCGACUCUCCUCGUCCGGGACGACUCCGUCGCUUCAGCCAGCUCCGCGCCUACACCCAAAACCUCGCCAACUCUUCCCCCAGCCCCCGAUCUUAUCGGAACAGCUUCAGUAGUCGGGUCCCCUGGCUGUCACCUACCUCCAGUUCCGGCCCGGACCCAUCUCCGUCGCACGUGGGGAAUUCGACAGCUCCAUGUCCCGAGAGUGACCAGCCUGCUCUGUCCCGUUACACCUCUGCCCCCUCUUCGAGUUCUCACGGUCUUGCCGACGCCAAUAGCCAGGGCUCAUCGACCGAGUCCUCACGAUCGACACCUCCCACCGACCGCACUCAGACAACUCAUGUCAUGGCGCGGUUAAGGAGCGCUUCGGCUGUGCAAAGUCGCCCACCUCGCAUACUGGAUAGAAAUGCCAAUCCCGAAGCAUCUAGUCCCUCGCCUGAACCGUCUGCCGCACAAAGUGAUGCGACAGAUUUGGCGGGCACAACCUCGGCGGAGGCGCAGGGCACUUCGUUGAAACCGAAGCAGAAGGCCACCAUCCGAUUUUUCCCUUACCAAGAUUCCCUCCAAAGCUCAAGACCGUCGCUGCCGUUUGCCCCCAUCGCUCGUACGCUGCCGUCUGAGAGCUGUGUGAUUCGUGUGGGCCGGUACUCGGAGCGUGAUGGGAUCCCUAUCCCCAACCCAACCGAACCCUCGGAUGCCCCUGUUGGCUUCAAAUCCAAGGUCGUCAGCCGGAAGCAUUGUGAAUUUCUGUAUGCCAAUGGCCAGUGGCAUGUCAAGGAUGUCGGAAGCUCGUCGGGGACCUUUUUGAAUCACAUGCGCUUGAGUCAACCGAACAUGGUGUCCCGCCUGUACUCCAUCAAGGAUGGUGAUAUUGUGCAGUUGGGAAUCGACUUCCGAGGCGGGGAAGAAAUGAUCUUCCGAUGCGUUCGGAUUCGGAUUGAGUGUAAUCGAUCCUGGCAGCAACAGCCCAAUGAGUUUAACAAAAACACCGAAAGCCUCAUCAAGAACCUGGGCAAGGGUGAUGCUGCCGAUUAUUCCGGGUGUCGCGAAUGUUCUAUAUGUCUCGGUUCGGUUUUGCGACCCUACCAGUGUUUGUUCAUGGCGGCCUGCGCCCACGUCUGGCACUAUAAAUGUAUCAGUCGCCUGAUUCAUUCCCCCGACUACCCCAUGUUCCAGUGCCCCAACUGUCGUGCAUUUACGGAUCUGAGCGCCGAGGUCGACGAUACGAAUGAUUUCGAGGGCGAUGGGGAGAAGGAUACCAAAAAGCCAGCGGUAGCAGAAAGUACCCAGGAAGAUCCGCCACAGACACAAGAAUCCACGAACGGUCUCACAGCCAACAGUGCUGGGGAGACCCAGGAUCAGCAAGAAAACCAUCACUCUGACGAGCCGAGUCUGGUUGACGAUGUCGAGAACCUCCACAUAGAUGAUGAGCAGCAAGCAGGGGCGGCGUCUGAAGACACCCGAAGCUCGGAUUCCCCCGCCCCCAACACGAGCCAGGACGACCUUGCUCGUAGUGCUACCAACAUCCCCGGGUGGCAGCCCACGCAGCCACUCAGUGUGCCUUCCAGUCACCAGUCACACCUCCGCACCGACACCCCCGUGCGCUCGGAAACAUCCGACGAAAACCCCUUGACGCCUCGAAACGACUCGGGGCCACUGGCAUUCGAUGGCCGAGCCGGGAUGCCGUGA